AUGGCUUCUCCCUCUGUUCAGAUCCCGAGAAACCCCAUCGAUGACGAACACACCUUUCUUUCGCGUGCCGCCAGUUACAACAAUCUCACCGAUAUUCCCGUGUCCGAGCCCGGUUCGCCCGCGUUGCGGAGAACAUUCUCGGAUCUGGCUGUCCAGAGUGAUUCGGGUUCGCCGUCAAAGGAGGAUGUGGCUGCGGGGAAGGACAUUCUGCGGCGGACCUCCCUACGUCGGGCCAAGGAGAAACAAACCGUCGCCAUCUCUCGCUUUACGUUGUCCGCCGAGGAUUUGAACGAUGCCGCUGUUCCUGCUCCAGCGCCCGCGGGAGCGUCGUCCAGACCCGCUCCUACGAAAUAUCCCGAGACAAAGGCCCCGGAGCCUGUUGCGCGCCCGUCCAAGGCCCGUUCCAUGUCCGGCAGACUAGUCAAUCUAGCUCGGAAACCGUGGGGGUCCUCGAACACUCGAUCUCGGUCGCCGUCCCCACCCCUCAAAACAUCCAGAUAUCGGACCGGUCGUGCCGACGAUCAGCCCGUAUCAAAGUCGCAAAACACGCCGACCAAGCCCGGCUCAAAAUUGGACUCCGCCACCGAGACGGAUUCGACUCUUCCUUCCCGCAGGCGCACACUCCUCAACAAACGCCCCCGGCGUCCCAUGGUGGCUGUCGUUACCCAGAGCCAGGAUGACAGCCCAAGUACGCCUAGCAGUGGAUCGCCACAUUCGCUACGGACCAAGCAUUCACUGGAACGGCUUGCGGCCUCUCUUCGUGUGUCGACUCCCAUUCUGCCACCCAUGCCCAAAGGAGCAGCCAUGGCGGCGGGGAAUUUCGCCGGAAACAUAGAUCUUCCCCGAAAGAAGGAUGAAUUAUGGGGCGUGUUUCGUGGGCUGGAAGCCGAUUGCCAGAAGUUCCAAUCCAAGUCGAGUGCUUUGAAAGUGAACGUCAUUCGUUCUUCAUUACUACCAUUCUUGAAUCGCAACUAUCCGCCUUCGUCAUACAAAUCGUUGAGGGCGGAAGACCUCGAUCGUCGCGUCAAUAUCCUGAAUAAGUGGUGGACUGGACUACUGGAGAUGCUGAAUGGCAAGAACAACCAAUCCAUAUCGGGUACUGACCGGCCAGUGUUUCUGGAGGCAGUGGUCGGAAUCAUGAAACGACCGGAAUGGAGGAUUCCCUUUCCCAUGCCCCCAUUUAGGGACGACUCACCGAGUUCAUUGCAGCAUGCCCCGACCUCGAUUUCCGAAAGCUCGGACUCUUCCGGCUCCGACUUUCUCAUUGAGUCCAUCCACCACAACAUCAGAAAUAUCUUUGUACAGAAUCUGCUGUCUCAGAUGGCUUUUGUGGUAGAAAGAAUGUCCAUGAGGCAUGCUCCGGCCAGCUUGGUGGCCUUCUGUGGAAAGGCUUGUGCAUACGCAUUCUUUUUCUGCCCAGGUGUGGCAGAUAUCCUCGUACGCUUAUGGAAUACCCCCGCCACUAUCUUCCGACGAAUUCUGGCCGAAUCAGGCGUAGACCGAAGCAAGAACCUCCGCGCUUUCACGCAGGAUCUCGCCCUGAACUUUCCAAAGGCUCUCCGCACGCUCUCAUUCCAUUCCCAUACGCCCUUGGUUCGAUAUCUCCGACAGAAACCUGAUGUUCCUCUAAGUAUCUCUCAGAUCCAGUGGCAGAGCCCUUGGGCCUCGAGAUGGUGUGGUCGGGACACGGACCUUUUCUUUGUUUUCGCCAAGUAUAUCCAUAUUCUCUAUGCUGAUGCACUGCCGACGGAUGUAGAGAAACCCAACCGUAUCCUGGCACCAGGCCUGUUGCUGGUGCAUGCGCAGAUCCUUGUAGUUUUGGAGGAUACUCUCUACAAACAGUCGACUCCACAGAUGCCUGAGAAUACUCAUACCGCCGCCGCAAUCACGUUCGACGACUUGAUCGAGGGCGCCGACGCAUCGGUUUCCGCUCUUCCUCUAGGUUCCGCGAACAGCCACCGUUCAAUGGCGGAGAAUCGGCUGGUCAUCCUUCUGCGGGAUUUUCUCUCGGAGUCCUCAUUGGAACCUCAUCGCGCACGGCUACUCUACGCGGAGUCCUUCUGCAUGAUCAUGAAAACCGCCGCGCAGAGGACAUCGCUCUUCGAUCAUAAUGCUUGCUUCUUGUUGUGCGAUUUCGUCGAGGAGAUCAUUCCAAUCCUCACGCGGUACUCUCAGACCGUGGAUCUGGAGUUGUUUGACUGGAAAUUCUGGCUAUUGGUCUGUCGUCAGAUGAUGCAGAGCCAUAAUUCUCUGACCGAAGUCAGGGUGUUUUCGUUUCUUUUCUGCGUCUGGGGCACCUGGACUGCUUCCGAGGAGAGAAAAGUCGAUCUUUGUCUGGAAUUCCUGCUUGACGAGUCUUUGUUUUAUCAUUACUUCAGCCAUUGGAGUCCGAUGGUACGCGCGUUCUUCCAGCGUCUUCUGUGUUGGAGACUAAGUAGGUUCAAUGGAGAACCAACACCACUUGAUUCCAUAAUCUACGAGACAUUAUGGAGUCGUUUGCAACGGUUAUGGCUAUACUACCGCGAGUUCCAAUCAAGCGCUGAAAAGGAGCUCAGGGCACCUUUAUCUUCCGCACCCUGUACGCCGGCGCCGGGGCGCAGAAUCAUCAUUAUACGGUGUGAUAAUCACAUCACGCCGACGAAUCUCUUUGUCUCUUUCGACCGCGUCGUACCUCCUGCACCUCUUCAGCAAACGGCGGGCUCAAAGAAGGAAGAGGUCUCCUCCGAGACUCAGCCAACUCCGAAGAGAAGAUGGAAUCUUUUGAAGGUGAUGUUUGGAAGCUCUUCCAGCUCCAAAUCGAGCGACGAUGCAUCACCUACGAGCAGUGGCUCCGAGGACUCGGAUUCGAAAAGCUCCGACACUACAGUUUCUGAUGGCCGGGGGCAACUUCAGAAUGGUACCGGGGAGCCAGCUCGGCCAAAGACCCCACACCAGCCAUACUCUUUCCGGUUUUCACUGGAAUGGAUGGACCGACCGCAAUGGCCGAGCAAGAACAAGCGACUUUACAUCCCCUGCCUGCCUGUGGGGGCUCAGCUGCACUUACAACUUCGGGGAUAUCUGGACAACUCGGAUGAGGACGGUACCAUAUCGGAUUAUGCAUCUGCACUCGGUCCCGAAGAUAUCACCAAAACUAAUGGAUAUCACGGGGAUCUGUCAACGGAAGCAUGCAUGAAAAUGUCUCACACACUUGACCGACGGAAUAUCAAGUCCUUGGCGAGCGACGAGGUCGUGGCCAGCAAGUACAUAGGGCGCGCGCUUGCCGAAUGGGCACAGAUCGUCACCGAGUGUGAUAGUUUCUUUGCCAGAAGACGCGAUGAGGGUGUCCCCUCUGACCGGAUGGUUGAAACUCCAACGCUGGGCGUUGAAAGCUUCCGAAAGUGA
Aspergillus clavatus NRRL 1 is the source of this 3381-nucleotide messenger RNA. RefSeq names its product DUF1765 domain-containing protein. Lineage: Eukaryota; Fungi; Ascomycota; Eurotiomycetes; Eurotiales; Aspergillaceae. The transcript has 3 exons. The record is from RefSeq and is a predicted model, not a curated record. The coding region runs from base 1 to 3381 and encodes 1126 amino acids.